CUAAUCCGACUUCAACUAUGUCCUCACACAAAUUCAGUCAUCUACCAAGAGCCACAUCUGGACCUCAGCCAUGCUCGUUAACGGGCAGAACACUGCUUUCCAAUGGAACAUUGAGCAAGGGCUCAGCUUUCACGGCUGACGAGCGCCGCGAGUUUGGUUUACAAGGCUUACUCCCUUCCAGAGUUCAAACGCUCGACAUGCAAGUAGACCGCGCGUACGAACAGUACCAACAGCAAGCAACAGAUAUCAGCAAGAAUACAUUCAUGACAUCGUUGAAAGCUCAAAAUGAGACGUUGUAUUAUAAGGUCAUCCAAACCCACCUCACAGAGAUGAUGCCCAUCAUCUACACGCCAACCGAGGGAUCUGCAAUCGCAAACUAUAGUCGCAUCUUCCGAGGACCAGAAGGUGUUUUCUUGACCAUUGACCAAGCAAGCGAGAUUGAAACGGACCUGGAUCAAGCUACCUCCUCAGAUGAUAUCGACAUCAUUGUAGUCAGCGACGGCGAGCAGAUUCUCGGCAUUGGCGACCAAGGUGUUGGUGGUGUUCUUAUUUCCAUCGCAAAACUUGUGCUCUACACGCUUUGCGCUGGCAUCCACCCCAAUCGCACUCUACCUGUCGUGCUCGACUGUGGCACGGACAAUAAAGACCUUUUGAACGACAAACACUAUCUCGGCCUCCAGAAGCCCCGCAUACGAGGUGAGGAAUACGAUGCUUUUGUGGACAAGUUCGUGCAAGCUUCGCGCAAGCGUUUCCCAAAAGCAUAUAUUCACUUCGAAGACUUCGGAGUGCACAACGCGCGCCGCAUUCUUGACAAGUAUGCUUCCGAAAUCCCUUGCUUCAAUGACGAUGUCCAGGGCACGGGCUGCGUUACUCUCGCUGCGGUCACAGCGGCCGCCCGCGUAGCUAAUGUGAGCAUGGGUGACAUUCGUUGCGUCAUGUACGGCGCAGGUACGGCCGGUACAGGGAUCGCUGAUCAAAUCUCCGAUGCGAUCGCGCUUGAGAGCGGGAAGUCCAAGGACGACGCCAAGAAGCAGAUCUACUGCAUCGACCAACAAGGUGUAAUACUGCAAAGCAUGGGCGACGAUCUGAACUAUGCACAAAAGCCCUACGCCCGUCCAGACGACGAAUGGAAGGACACCGACGCUAGAUCGCUCCUCUCAGUCGUGAAGCAAGUCAAGCCCCAUGUGUUGAUCGGAACGUCUACGCAGCCUGGCGCAUUUACCAAGGAGAUUGUGCAGGAGAUGUCGAAGCACGUUGAGCGACCUAUCAUUUUACCUCUUUCAAACCCCACGAAACUGCAUGAAGCCGUUCCCAAGGACCUUUUCGAGUGGUCUGAUGGAAAGGUUUUAACUGCCACGGGCUCCCCAUUCGAUCCAGUGGAGGUGAAAGGUGGUAAGAAACGUGAGAUUGCUGAGUGCAACAACUCAGUAGUGUUCCCAGGUAUUGGUCUGGGAACAGUUCUUUCGCGCGCGAAACUCAUCACGACUGCGAUGCUGGUCGAGGCUACCAAGGCAUUAGCCUCACAAGCACCGGCAAUGAAGGACCCUGAUGCGGCGCUAUUGCCUGACGUCGAGCAUGUUCGAGAGGUUAGCGUUAAGAUUGCUGCAGCGGUUAUUAAUCAAGCUGUUAAAGAGGGAGUCUCUCAGGAGACUGAGAUCCCGGAUAAGGAGAAGGACCUCGAGGAAUGGAUUCGUGUGCAAAUGUGGAACGCGGAGUACAGGCCGCUGAAAAAAGUUACCUAG
Periconia digitata is the source of this 1742-nucleotide messenger RNA. Lineage: Eukaryota; Fungi; Ascomycota; Dothideomycetes; Pleosporales; Periconiaceae. The record is from the annotation of a GenBank genome assembly.